CUCCUAGCCUCCAAUGCCGCUCUCAAGGCCCAAGUUUAAUACUUGGCCAAGCAAGUUGCCCAACUCACUAAGCUCAAGAUGAGCAUGGUGAAUACCCCGGAGGAAAGGGAUGAAGACGAAGAAGUUCACCCCGAAGCUAACUCUAGUUACACCACUAGAGAGGAGAAUCAUGAACGAGGAGCUACCGAUUUCAAGGUUGACAUACCAACCUUUAAAGAGAAGAACGAUCCGGAUGACUUUCUAGAGUGGCUAGAAACUGUUGAGCGCGUCUUUGACUUCAAUGAUGUGCCCGAAGAUAAGAAAGUCAAGAUCGUGGCAUUGAAGUUCCGGAAGAAUGCCUCCACUUGGUGGUCCAACCUCUCCACCAAAAGAAGUGGUUAUUACGGUCCGCCUUCUUUCUACCAAUCACCUAACCGUCCUCCGUUUCAAACCCAUCCACCUUAUCACCCACAUCAGAACCCAUAUGAUGAGGAAUACCAAGUCAACAAUGGGUCCGACUACUAUCUCUACCAUGAGGAACCACCAUAUGACACCUCGUCUAGGAACUUUAGAUAUUCUCCAUACCAAGAUUCUGAUGGGCCUAUGUGCGUCAAUCAAUCUGAUCCACUCGUCGAAGAGAUCAUAAGAUUAGAACAGAAAAUCUUAUAUUUCGACGAAGUCUUAUUUGCUGAAGGCUCCUGGUACGAACCACCCUACUCUCGUUACUAUACCCUGUUUGCUGAAGAACCAAUUGAAGCAAACAAGGUGGCAAUUCGAGAAAGAGCAAAACUUCUCGAAUCAGUCCGGAAGGAAAAGGAGUUCGAAAGGAGAUUAUGCGAAGGAUCAUAUAUGAUGCAGAAAAUGCUAGAUGACUUCCAAAGAGAGAGACUAGAAGCUGAGGCUAAAGCUGAUAAAUUAGUCAAUGAUCUCUGCAAGGCUGUUGAACUUAAACGCUCCCUCCCAUCUCAAGAUCAAAUGAGGGAGAUUAACGUUCAAAAAGAGGCUCUAGAACCUAAGACCAACCCUGAACCCAUCAACCAACAGGUCCCGGUUCUAGAAGAUUCACCUAAUUCCGCACCAUCACAUAAACCCGAGAGCAUAACAACUCUCGCUGGGGCUACUGUGGUAAUGUUACCUAAAUAUCCUCCUAGCCAUGUCUCAACCAGCAUAGUCGUACAUGAGGUGGAACCAACUGAGGGACCUGACUCAGAACCACCUAUGCUUAUUCAAGAAAAUAAGGAGGAGGAAGUUUUGCCUAUGGCAAUAAACGACCAUCUCCUUAAUUGUGUUGAAGACACCCCUCUAGAGGAACCUCUUCUAGGGGAAAUAGAGCCCAUUACCUGCCCCCAAGAUACCAAUGUCCAAGUGUCCGAGCAGGAAUCUAUAGACGAGGAAUUACUUUGCAUGGAAAAGCCAAAUCCGCUUAUAGAAACCUGUGUACACAAUGCUUCAUCUGAAGAUUCAGACCAAACCUUCUUUGACUCCCUACUUGACGGGUAUGACUAUGUUUGCCCGAACGAUGGUUGGAGCUUAAGGAGUUGGGAUGAACUUCUGGUGAGUGACGACGAGGACUCUUCCAUGGGGGAGGGAACGAUCAUAAUCAUCAAACCACAAAUGGAUAGUCAGCCUAUUGAAGACAAGGGAGAAAUCAAUCUUGCUAUGAAGGCCAAUGAUGUGGAUCUACUGAGGAGACUUCCGCCCCAACCCACCUAUACAAAGUCUCCUCCAUAUAUCAUGUUGCCACCAAGCCGCAGGGAUGAAUCAAGGAUCCUAGUGUUGGGAAACGAGGCUUGGAUGACGCAGCGGAAAACAAAAAUUUAUAGUCCAAAACUCGAUUCCACCCAAGAACAACUUACGUAAAUUACUAGCUAUAGUAAGAAAUUUACCUUAACGGU
Cuscuta campestris is the source of this 1874-nucleotide messenger RNA. Lineage: Eukaryota; Viridiplantae; Streptophyta; Magnoliopsida; Solanales; Convolvulaceae. The record is from the annotation of a GenBank genome assembly.